Lytechinus variegatus (green sea urchin) is the source of this 5703-nucleotide messenger RNA. RefSeq names its product neuronal acetylcholine receptor subunit alpha-10-like. Gene Ontology annotation, molecular function: acetylcholine-gated monoatomic cation-selective channel activity; transmembrane signaling receptor activity. The record is from RefSeq and is a predicted model, not a curated record. Gene Ontology annotation, biological process: signal transduction; monoatomic ion transmembrane transport; regulation of membrane potential. The coding region runs from base 48 to 1490 and encodes 480 amino acids. The transcript is spliced from 7 exons. Lineage: Eukaryota; Metazoa; Echinodermata; Echinoidea; Temnopleuroida; Toxopneustidae. Gene Ontology annotation, cellular component: postsynaptic membrane; neuron projection; synapse.
AUGGCCGACCAUUUCGGGGCGAUGAACAAGCUGUUUUUGAAGAUAUCAUGAAGAACUACAACAAACACAUGAGACCUGUACGAAAUAACAAAGAAAUGGUCGUGGUGGAUUUUACCGUCAAGAUAAAACAGAUUAUUGACAUUGAUGAACGUGACCAAAUAUUGAAGCUUAAUAUUCAAAUAAAUCAGAGUUGGACUGAUCAGUUACUUCAGUGGGAUCCUGCAAACUAUCGAGGCCUGACCGAGCUGAGGUUUCCAUCCACGCAGAUCUGGAGGCCAGAUACUACCCUCUACAACACGGGUGACCCAAAGGACUACGCCUACGGCAACUCCAGCUCUGCGAACAUCAUUCUGAACCACAAGGGAGUCAUCCGCCUGGUGUCCAAGCCUUUCCUGCAGAGCAGCACCUGUAAGAUCAAAAUCCGCUAUUUUCCAUUCGAUCGUCAAAUCUGCCACCUCAAGUACGGCUCCUGGACGUACACCCAAGAAUAUGUCGACCUCCAUAACUCGACACAGACACCCGACUUCUCGGAUUACCUUGUCAAUGAGCAAUGGGAUAUAUUAGAUGCCUAUUUCAAACGGAACGUGGAGUGGUAUGAGUGCUGUCCCGACCGUUACGUCGACAUUACGAUGUACCUCAGUCUGCGUCGAAAACCCCUUUAUUACCUCUACAAACUCGUCAUGCCCAUUGUUCUCCUCUCUGCUCUCUCCAUGGUCGGGUUCCUCAUGCCCUACAAUGUCGGUGUCAUCAAGGCCAGUCUCAGUGUCACGCUCACGUUGUCGAUGACGGUGUUCUUGCUUCUUGUGGCUGAAACCAUACCGCGGACAUCGGAUAGCAUGCCUCUGAUCACGGAAUAUUACAUAAUAAUCAUGGUUCUGAUUGCGGUGUCGACAGCCAUGAACAUCGCGGUGCUCAAUAUCUUCCAUAUGGGCGAGAGCGGUAGGCGGGAGGUGCCGGAAUGGUUGAGAAAGCUGGUGCUCUACUACGCCGCCCGUGUCAUGUGUAUGGGCUUUGUGGUGAACUACUGGAAGGAAAUGAUGUCGGCGAGAAAGCAACACGCCAUGGACCCCGAUCGGCUGGCCAUGCUGAAAAAGCAGCGAUUCUUUGCAGCAAGAUACGGGGUAUCGUAUACACCGUUGGUAGCUAAUGAUGGCAUGGGUGGCGGCGGACAGACUAGCAAACACGCCAAGAGUAGCUUCACCGGCGUACAGGACGACGGCGAGAAUGACGAAUGGGCCAAGUUUGAGGAGAACCUGUCGGAGACCGGUGACCACCGGCUAUCCCAGCUCGAAGUCGGUGUCGACAGCAUCUUGAAGAACAUGCGGACAAUGAAGCGGAGGAUCGACAGAAAACAGAGGAUCCAGCGAGAGUGGGCGCUCUUCGCCACCGUCAUCGAUCGCCUCCUCUUCUGCAUCUAUGCCUGCUUCACUAUCUCCAUGUCCGUGGUCGUACUACGAAUAACGCCCGCUCAACAGGAAAACGGGCUAUAACAUUCAUUGUACGCGCGAACCAGGGACCCAUUUGAUCAAGAGUUACAACUACUGUAACUUUGCCAUUGUGGCAACUACCAUUCAAACCUUGAUUGUGUGUGGAUCUGGGCCCUGUUACCAUGGUAGUUACCAGAAUGGCUGAGACACAGUAGUUGUAAGUCUUCGUAAAACGGCCCUCAUCAAGAUUUGGGUCUUGAUCUUCUUAAAACCUGACUGGACUUGAGACAUAUUUAAGAUCGAACUAUAAACUCGUUAUUACUAGUAAUUCAAGAAUCCCAAAGCCUAACCCAUGCCUGUAUUUUGCGACGAAGUGGAAUGCAAGCCAAACUGAAGGUUCUUUUGACUGUGUAGAGAAAAGGAAAUCGCAGAAGAUGAUCGGUCAAAAUUCGAGCUAAAUUGGACCGACAAGACUGAGUUGAAAUCACUACACUAGUCGGGAUUUUAAAUACAUUUACAUCAUGUCCUCGGGCGAUUUCCAGUAUUGAUGAUGGUCUUUAGUGUUGAGGUUGUGAAAUAGCCUAAAUCGGGAUCCAAAUCCCGAGCGACGGUCAGAUAAGACGGCAUGACAUAAAAUAUAGGACCGGGUAAUGAUGUCACGCCUCUGACUUAUCUCUCAACUUCAGUAAGGUUAAUUUCGUUUUUUGAAAUUUCCGAUUUCUUUCAACGUCAACUAUUCUCCCCCCCCCCCCAUUUCAGAUAAAUAUUUUAUUUCACCGCGGUUGAAUUCCUCUCUUUUAACGGUUAAAUACAGAACAUAAUUUCACCAGGACCUCUUCCACCCUGAAAAAAAGAUGAUGAUAGUGAUGAUGAUGAUGAUGACGACUACGAUGAUGAUGAUGAUGAUGAUGAUGACGAUGAUGACGAUGGUGAUGAUGAUGAUGAUAAUGAACAGCAUUUGUAUAGCGCCAUUUAUCUCUCAAACCAUUCAAAAAGCAAAGGCCCCCCCCCCCUAUGACACACAUUAUUCACAAAUUUCAGAACAGUUUGCAGAUACAGCUUUUGAUGUCGCAAACAAACGUUCACAAAUGUUUGACUUUUAGCUUGGUUUGUGUUGCAAGAAUUCGUUCUUCAGUGAGAUGCCGUCCCGGGAUGUCGUUCUGCCGUAGGCGAUGAGGUGAGCACUUCAGAAACAUUUACUGUCACAGCAAACUUCCGUGUGAGAUACCGUUCAUGUUCAUUCUUAAAUUGGUCCCGGAAUCCAGUUCAGUGGAAAGCAGCUUGAGAUGUAAUGGGAACGCUCGAAGCGGUUUUGGAAGAGAUCAUUACUGCUCUACCUAAUCAGUUUGGUAAUAAUUUUUUAAAAAUAUCUUUGCCUGUCUUAGAAGUUCUAUGUUUAUGGAAACACAAUAGCGGGAGUUUAUUUUCAUUUGGUCUAAUGCCAUUUCAUAAACUGUCAACUCCUCUACUAUCAUUUGGUCUAACAUCGGUUCGUCCACAUGGUCUUAUUGCCAUUACGUCUAAUAAACAGUUGAUCCAAUUGCCAUCAAGUCCAUAUACCAUUUGGUGUAAUUAGACUACAUUGUGUUAAUUUGGCAAACUGAAUGAAAAUAAAACAGACAUUAGACCAACUGGUUAUGAGACUAAAUGGUCCUAGACGACCAAUGGUUGAUAAACGAAAUGUUGAUAGACGAAAUGGCAUAAGACUAAAUAAAAGUAGACCGUGUGGUGAGUGGACGAGUUGGCAGUAGACGAAUUGGUAAUUUACCGAAGCGGGUCUAGACGACAUGUCGCCCAUGCCCCAAAUUUGUAAACAAAAAAUACCCUUGUUAUUCUGUGCCCCUUGUUUGCACCCUCGAGCAAGUUGAGUCGAGAAUAUAGGGGCUUUUAUUGCUUAUCAAAGAAUUCCGCCCCUUCCUUUGUAUUAUCAUGGAGCUAUUACUCCUCUAUGGUAUUAUGAAAUCAAUCCUGCAUCUGCCUCUAAAUUAGGGUACCACUGCACCAAAAAAAAUUUCCAAAAAGUGUUUAUGAUCAAUAUCAUACCGUUUCGUUCAGAAAUCAUUUACAUGUGGCCGUAAAUUCGGUAUAAAUGGAUGGUGGAAUGCCAACUUUCUCAAAUCAAUAGCCAACAAAAGCUCAUUUAUAUGCCAUAAAUUGUUACGAAGAGAAAAUAAAGUUAUUCAUCUGGACUUACUGUUAUUGAAACGGAGAACAGUUUCACAUCCGAUCCUGGAAGCUUUUCCAGCUUCUCUAAAAUGUCGGGAAAUCGUCGCUGCCAUUUACGAUUGUCUUUCCGCCCUUUCACACGGCAAAUAAAGCUUAAUUUGAAUGAUGAUUUCAGUGAAAAAUAAGGUUAAUGACGAAUUUUUAGCACGUGUGAAACCAAAUUAGAACAUGUUAGAAUCACGAAAGCUAACCACAAUCACGAAUUCAGAUUCUACUCUGGAGGUGAAUUCCAGUAAAUUUCACUCAAAUUACGUACGAAUUUUUGCGUGUGAAAGGCUUGACCUCUAAACAUCUUUUGGGGGCGGAGCUUACUUGACCUUUCAAGCACUUCCGUAGAUAAUACAAUUGUUAUUCACUCAUCGUAGUUUGCAUUUGCGAUGCAGUGCUUUGAUUGACAAGUCACCAAGGACACAUGCCGCCUUCGCUCGGGAAUCCGAAUUCAAAUCACAGUUUUCGAAUGAGCAUGUGAAACAUGCGAUGAUUCUAAAGACGAAUUGCAAUCAUCAUUACAGUUCUGAUUCAAUAUUCACGUGUGAAAAGGCCCUUUGAGACAUCAAAGAAAUUUCCGGAUUACUGGAUUGUAAAUCCGUCAGUGGUUGUGUCGUAAUCCUCAUCCGUUUUUAGAGAUGGGUUCUCCACGGCGGGAGCCGAAGAAGCGUCCCGUGGAUCGGACGUAAAAAUGUUCUCCGUUUUGUUAAGACCAGAUGAACAGAUUUAUCUUCUCUUUCUCUCCCUGGAUGAUUCAAAGAAAACAUCAGUUUGUUAAAAAUUGUUUGAAUGGGACAUAGAACCUUGACCUCUAAAUUGUGCUAUGAUAUACAUGUAUUGUUCAAUGUACUUUUUUUUCCUUUUGGCAAUGUUGGGCAAAGUGAAACAAGUGAUGCACCUAAGUGGAAAGUAUUGCUUUGUAACUGACAAGGUCUAUUUGAAUUUAUUAUCUAAAAUUGACUUUUACGAAACCAUACGAAAGUUCAAGUCUUCAAAAAACGGAGAUUGUACACCGGAGAUGAGGAUUUAAAGGGAUACUUGCGUCAUUUCCCUGUUUGUAUGGAUGCAUGGGAACGAUAUGAUCAUUACUUUGAUAAGUUUGCUUUACUUCUAUGUAUUUAGUUCAUUCCAUUAUUUUUUAUUAUUUAUUUGAUUUUAAUAUAUUUAAUUGUUUUCCUCGUUUCUUUAUUUGAUAUGUUCUUUAACAUAUCUUGUUAUUUCUUUGUUUUUAUUUUUUCAUAUCACAAUUUUCAUUUUUUUUUAAUUCAUUUUCUUCAUUUUUUGGCGGGAGGGGGGUGUUAGACAAAUGUGAUGGUAACCUUUUCUUUGGCUGACCCUGUAACAAAACCUGCCCAUAAGUACAAAGAUAACGUCCCCGUCUGUUGUGUAAGAUAAGGCAAAAUUGGUCAUUUACAAAAGAGAAAAAUCUUACACAGCAAGCAAUUAUGCUUCAUUUUCUCUCAAUAUUGCCAACGGUCUUAUUAACAAAUUUUGUGGUGUCACUCUCUGGAUAAGGCUUUAGUUGUCUAUAUGUGUAUAGUUCAAAAUAGUAAAGUUUUAAUGGUAAAGUCCAUUCGAGGAAAACAGUAAUUUGAACUAAAAAAAGAUUUAUAAUGAAAAUUAAUGAAACUGGGUGUAAAAAUUAAAGUUUUGCUAAUAUUUUACAAAUCACUUAUUAUCUAUACUAUUCAGUGGUAUGCAAAUCUUGGUCAAUGGUGUUACUAACUCACUCUUUCUAUUGUGUUUGUUUAUUGUUUGAAUUAUAGAAUAUGUCAAUGUGUGCAGACGUUAAAAUAAGGAUCCUCUAGACUGAACCACAAAAUAUUAAAACUAAUGCAUUUCCACAUGUUCAGGGAGAAAUAAAAGUAUCACUUGACCGUGAGGGAAAAAAUCCAAACGUUUCAUAUUUCAUACUAUAAAAUACAAAAAGAAACAAUGAGCGAGUGAUAUCAUCCCCUAAUUUGCAUACUUGACCAGAAUGUGCAUUAACUGUUUUGUGAAAUAAAGUGAGAAUUUAAAAUGUUAUCACUUUCUUAUUUCAAAUCGUAUUUCAAUGAAACUU